AAAGAAUAUGCAUUGUUCUUUGGAACAUAGACAUUCUGUGGUGGUAAGUGCCGAUCGUGAAAGGGUGUGUGUUGAAAAAUACGUUUUGUAAUCAGAAGGUAGAACUUGAGUUGAAGACUAAGGCAGAAAUUUGGAUAUGAGUUUUGAUAAUGCAUCUGAAAGUGACGAUGAAAUGCAGAGAAUUAAAGUGUUUCUCUACUUUCAUUUUUAUUUUUAGGUCAUCCAGUGAGAGUGAACAAAGCUUGCAAAAUAGAAUUUCUACAGAUGGCUACCAAAUCACAUUGCCUCAGAAGAAUGGUGGAUCUGAAAGCAAAAUAUUUGUCUUUGAUAAAAUAUUCAGCUCUGAAACAUCAAAGCUUGAUCUCUACAAAUCCUUUAUCGGAUCUUCGAUACGAGAUGUACUGACAGGAUAUAACUGCUCUGUUGUUGUAUGUAACUCAACUUUAGAUGAAAAGCCACUGAAGAUGAAUGCAGAGUGUUUUGAUGGAUAUCUGGCAGUGCAAUCACUUACUGAUCUGUUAUUAUCUGUGAAUAAACAAGAAGCUCUGGAAGCUACUCUACAAGUAUCUUUUAUUGAAGUUUGUAAUGAUAAUGCAGUCUUUGAUCUUCUAAGUGAUGAUGAUGAUUGGAGAGAUUUGCAAGUCUUUGAUAGUCCAGAUCAUAUCUAUACUGAAAUACAAGGUGUAACAGAAAAGGCUAUCAUUGACAAACUUCAAAUACGUGAAAUGUUAUCAAAAGGCAUUGCAAAAAGUAAUAAGUCCAAGUUUUCUAGCAAAUGCAGUCAUAUUAUCUUGUCUGCGACUGUCAUUUUAAGAGAUGUAAAUAGUGAUAGUUUUGAAACCAUAAGAAAUGGAAAUUUUCUUUUGGUUGACUUAGGAAGCUGUGUGAAUGUGCUGAAAGCAAGAAGUGUACCAAUUCAUAAUGGUAAUGAAAAUCAUUUUAUGAAUGAAGAUGAAAAAUGGGGCGUAUAUCCUUGUUCAAUGAACAGAGAAACCAAGCUGUUUAAGAUUCUGAAAAAUUCUUUUGGAGGAAAUGCAAAAUCAAAAAUUAUUUUUACUGUCACCCCAUCACUUGAUUCUGAAACAGAACUAGUUUUUCUGGAGUGCUCAUCUUAUGCAAAAGAAAUUCAUAACAAGCCUGAGAUAAAUGAAAAGCUGAUAAUUAGGGAUUCAAUAAAGGAAUAUGCUGAAGAAAUACAAGCUCUGGAGAAAAAUGUAAUAUCUCUAAAAGAAAAGCAAGGAGUAUUAAUAGAGCAGCAAAAUUACAGGUGUCUUGAAAACAAUUUAGCUCUAGAAAAUGAGAAGGGAAAGGAUCUGAUGAAUGUGAGGAGAACUUUAUCAGAAUAUAUCCAUUGUAAAAAGGAAAAACUGAACAGACUUCAUCUGGAUUUGUUACAUGCAAAAAAUAUCAUUCAGGGAAAUAAAGAAAAUUGCUCAAAUUUGAAUUCGGAGUUGAAGAGGAUAAACAAUGAGAAAAAAGUCAUAGAUCAGGAUAUUAUCUCUGAAGCUCAAAAGUGCAUUGAAACAAAAAGUAUGAUAGGAUAUUACAUGACAUCUACUCAGAAUAAGAAAGAUGAACUCUUAAAGGUCCAAGACAGUUAUCAUAAAGCACUUUUAAAUAUUCAGCAUCUUGUUAAAAUGCUUCCAUCCAGUAAAAUCAUAACAGAAGAGCAAAUGGAAUUUAAAGCAUCUUUGGAAGAACUCAUGCUUCAUUUGAAACAAACGCUGGCCCUUUCUGGUUGUCAGCAGCAUGAUUUAUUGUUAAAAGUACAAGAUCUGUCUGUAAAUUUAGAUAAAUCAUCAAAUUUGUGGAAACAGUGUACUGACAGCAUAACUUCCAGCUUGGUUACUUUUAUUAAUAACUAUACUCAAGAUAGUUGUAAUUUAAAACAUCUGUUUUUUUCUGAACUUGAACCGAUUAAUGUUUCACAGAGAGAAAUUUUGGAUAUAAUUUUAAGCAAAAAGAAUGAGAAUCUACAGAUUAUGUCAAAUUCAAUACACAGAAUUCAGCUUUCUUGCAAUGCUUCCAUUAAAAUGCUGACUGAAAUGUUAUUCUUUUUGAAAGUUGUGCAAACAAGAGUGAAAUCCAUGCUCCGAUCCUUGGAAACUGAAAUUUGCUGUAUUUGCAAAGAGUUCAAGAAGUUUCUGACUGAUAUUUUUUAUUCUCUGACUUCAGUACUACAUGCUCUUGAAGAAGAGAAAAAGAGUUUUGUGCAGAUGGGAUCUAACACUGUUUCUCAUUAUCAUCUCAGAGAGACUUUUGGUGAAGAAUUUAUGAAAAUAAAGCAUGCUUUAGUUGCUGUAAAAGAAUUGUUUAGUUCAAAUUAUGAAUUAUUUGAAAAAAAGUGGAAUCAAAGGCAUGCAGACGUGCUUAAAAUGAAGCAAAUGUAUGAAGAAGUUUCUAAGUACUUACAUCUGUGUCACAGUGAAAUCCCAUCUAUGCUGGAUAAAAUGAAGCAGAAAAGCACAGCAACACUAAACGAUUUCCAAACAACUUUGUUAAACCAGACACAAAAUAUGGAGAACUUGAAGAACAUGUUAAAUGAUAAGCAUGCAGAAAUGGAUAACCUUGCAAAAAUAUGUUUUGAAGAAAACAAAAAGGAAAUAUGCAAGCAAGAAAAUGAAGUGAAGAGAGUUUUGGCCUUUCAAGAGAGGAAAGCUAUAAAAUGCUUUGAAAAUGUCCCCACAGUAGUCAAGACCAAUUCUCAAAGAAUGGAUGGACAGUUGAAGAGUAUAGAAAAUUCUGUGUCUGAUUUCAGUGCUGGCAUAAAAACAAGCUUAGGAGCAAACUGUUUAUCUCUGCAUGAUCUUGAAAAAAUUUUCAGUGAUUGCCUGUUUUUAUCUAAGAAGAUUUCCAAGAAAAGUAUUGAAAGCUGUGAAAAAAUUCCCAACAAAGAAGACAAGAAUUUUGAUAGUGCAAGCAGUAGUGAAUGUGCACAGUUUCAGGAAAGGGAAUUAAUAUCAUCUACUCCAACUACAGAUAUAUCUGUUGACGAAAAUGAUGUAUAUAAAUUGGUGAAAAAGGUGGAAUUGGUGGCAACUUUAUUAAUGUCUGAAGAAGAAAAUAUUUUACAUUUUGAUAGUGACUGUAGUUCCAGUUCAUCUUUAGUGUCUCUUUCCCUACUUAGGACAGAAAUUGAGGGAGCUAGAAUUAGUGGAAGGUACUGUAAGAAACAGAAAGCAAGAAAAAUAUUCUGAGUUUAGUUUUAUCUGUGAUGAUGAAUGAUAAAUCUUUAUUAUAUUUAUGUGAGGUUUUAUUUUGCAUAGUUGCUGAUUUGCAUAAAUUAAUGUAAUUUUUGAACUUUGUUUUGUAAAAUUUUAAAUGUUUUCUUUUAAAACUAAGAAAAUAAAAUUUAUUUUUACUUAUA
Messenger RNA from Stegodyphus dumicola, 3367 nucleotides. RefSeq names its product kinesin-like protein KIF11. The record is from RefSeq and is a predicted model, not a curated record. Gene Ontology annotation, cellular component: spindle microtubule; mitotic spindle. Gene Ontology annotation, molecular function: plus-end-directed microtubule motor activity; ATP binding; microtubule binding. Gene Ontology annotation, biological process: microtubule-based movement; spindle elongation; mitotic spindle assembly. Lineage: Eukaryota; Metazoa; Arthropoda; Arachnida; Araneae; Eresidae.